This is a messenger RNA of Drosophila busckii, 426 nucleotides long. RefSeq lists its product as uncharacterized. The coding region runs from base 57 to 395 and encodes 112 amino acids. Gene Ontology annotation, biological process: tRNA splicing, via endonucleolytic cleavage and ligation. The record is from RefSeq and is a predicted model, not a curated record. NCBI's taxonomy places the organism in Eukaryota, Metazoa, Arthropoda, Insecta, Diptera, Drosophilidae. Gene Ontology annotation, molecular function: nucleic acid binding. The transcript has 3 exons.
AUCGAAUGGUAAGCUUAAUGUAAACACAAAAACACGCGAAUUAAAUAUUGUUUAAAAUGCAGCUCACUGCUAGCGCUGAGGCUGUUUUAUCAAGACUCGAUAUAUUUCAACGCGCUGUAGCUGACAUUGUUUACACGGAUUUAUUACAGGAGAAGCAACUUGUAAACUUAUAUCCGAAUUUCAUAAACAACGCUAACAUAUUUUAUUGGAGCGCUCAGAAUGCUGAGGGGCAACCUGUUGCCUACGUGCCGCUGCAGCAUAGCAAAGAUAUAGAUCUACAGCAGCUACAUGCGCUGCAACAAGAACUCAAAGGCAGCAGCAUAUUCAUAGCUUUAGCCGAUAAUACAGGCAACAUAUUAUAUUAUGCAGUUAAACAAGGCAUAGUAGAUAAAUAAAUGCAGUCCUAGGUUUAACUUUAAACUUGUU